UGCCAGCGAGGUUACCUUUAGCUUCUUAAUCCUUUACAGGUGAGAGGAUUUUUCCUCUGGCCAGGAGGGAUUUUAAAGGGGUUUACCCUUCCCUUUAUAUUUAUGACAGGGGCUCAGCACAGUCCCAAAGUCUCCUAGCACUCUCUGACACUUUGAGGCACAAACUCAGUGAGAAGGAGCCUGCUAAUGUUGCUGGGCCCAUGAGCUGAGAUCCAGCGUCGAGGGCCAAGGGUUAGCUCGUUAAACCCUCACUUCCAUGUUAUCAGGGCCUAGCCCCUCGCCAAGCUGCCUGGCACAUGGGGAGUGUGGACACUACACCACAGAGAAAUCCCUGGCUGAACUUGGCUGGAGUAAAGUCAGCAAAAAUGCAGCUAUGGUGAUUCUGGAUCCAGACACGGCUCAUCCCAGCCUCGUGGUCUCUGAGAAUCGGCGAUCUGUGAAAUGGAGGGGCCUGCUGCAGGACAUUCCUGACAACCCCGAGAGAUUUGACUGUGAAACCUGCGUGCUGGGCUCAGAAGGGUUUGCCUCGGGGAGACACUACUGGGAGGUAGACAUUGGGGGUGGGAGGACCUGGGCUGUGGGGGUGGCCAGAGAGUCUGUCAAGAGGAAGGGCUGGAUCAAGUUUUCUCCUGAGGAGAGGAUCUGGGCCGUGGAUCAGUGUGGGAGCCAUUACCGGGCUUGCACUUGCCCAGAUACGCUCCUGCCCCUGACUGGGAGCCCCGGGAAGAUCGGAGUGUAUCUAGACUAUGAGCGGGGCCUGGUGUCAUUUUAUCAUCCUGGUAUAGAGGCCCCAUUCUACACUUUCACCACCUCUUUCACUGGGCAGCUCCCAGCUUCUGGGUCUACUCCCCAAUCACGCUGUGUCCCUGAGAUAUGGCAUGGGGGGAGAUAGCACCUCUCACUGAGGCCCAGCCCCGCCCAUGUGAGUCUGGCUGUUCAUUGCACUGAGCUCACACGGGGUGGCUCCAAAACCCACUUUGCUUUUCAGUGUUAAUGGGGCUAGUAACUCCUGAGGAUGUGGCAGCUUCUGGCUGAAGGCAUGUGCAACAUACCAGCAGCACACUAAAGAUGUGCAGUGUAUUGAUACCAAAUGCGUCAUUACUUCUUUUCUUUGUAUAUGCAUAGCUCUAAUGCAAUUGGUCUGACAGUAAGGAUUGCUCAUUGGAUGAGUAUUUACGCUAAUCAGUACAUGAACACUAGAACUGGCUGGAAAAUACAUUUUAACAUUAAAUAAAAAUAUCAAAGAGGUG
Chelonia mydas (Green sea turtle) is the source of this 1250-nucleotide messenger RNA. Its product is annotated as butyrophilin subfamily 2 member A2-like. Gene Ontology annotation, molecular function: protein binding. Bases 257 to 892 code for a protein of 211 amino acids. Lineage: Eukaryota; Metazoa; Chordata; Testudines; Cheloniidae. The transcript has 4 exons. The record is from RefSeq and is a predicted model, not a curated record.